Molecule: messenger RNA, 2814 nt
Organism: Pistacia vera
Lineage: Eukaryota; Viridiplantae; Streptophyta; Magnoliopsida; Sapindales; Anacardiaceae
Product: putative disease resistance RPP13-like protein 1
Exons: 2
Coding region: 1-2814 (937 amino acids)
Biological process (GO): defense response to other organism
Molecular function (GO): ADP binding
Source: RefSeq, a predicted model, not a curated record
AUGGAUGGAAACUUGCUUAGUGCGUUUCUCCGUAGGUUACUGAACAGACUGGAAGAGCCUUCUUCUGAGUUGAAGCACCUAGCAGCAGUUUCAGGGCAAAAGGACAUAUUUUUAAAGCUAAACCAGUGGAGUACUAUGCUGCGGAUUUUCAUGGAAGCUAUCGACUUUGAGCUCAACGAGGGGCUACUGUCGAAUGUGGAAGUGAAAAUGUGGCUGGAUCAAGUAAAAGAGUUGACCGAUGAUAUGGAGGAGAUACUGGAUGAGAUUUCCAAACAAGCUUCACAUCUCAAAAUGAUGGCUCAAAGUCAGACUACCAUGGGCAAGAAAAGUUCACUAAAGGGCCUCAUCCCUGCUUGUUUCACAGGUUCGAACACAAGGGCUGUUACGUCUUUUGAUGAUGAGAAUCUGAGUUCCAGAAUAAUUGAUAUAACUAGCCAAUUGGAAAAACUCAAUACCAAAAGAUAUGCACUUGGACUGAGAGUGACUCUUAGAGCUGUACUUUUCUCUGCGGGUUCCCGAGCCAAAACUAUUUAUGGGCGAGACGAAGAUAAAGAGAAAAUACUAGAAAUGGUGUUAAGGGAUGAAGCGAGAGAUCAUGCCAACUUUAGUGUAAUACCCAUCAUUGGCAGAGCAGGAGUUGGAAAAACAACGCUCGCACGACUUGUCUAUGAUGAUAAGGCAGUGGAAGACUUCAAACCAAGAGCCUGGGUUUCCCUCUACGAGAAUUCCAAUGUUUUCAGAAUCUGCAAGGCCAUUCUAGAGUCAAUCACAUCUAAAUCCUGUAAUCUAAAGGAUUUAGAUGAAGUGCUGGCUCAACUGAAUGGAGCAAUUUUUGGUAGGAAAUUCUUGUUUGUCUUAGAUGAUGUUUCGAUGGAAUAUCAUGGUUUGUGGGAAACUCUAAAGUCUUCCUUUAUGGCUGGAGCCCCGGGAAGCAAGAUAUUAAUGACAACCAGAGAAGUAGAUAUUGAGUUUCUAUUCAAUCUCAGUAUUCGACCUUAUCAGCUCGAGGUACUGUCAGAUGCAGCCUGCUGGUCCGUGUUCAAGAUGCAUGCAUUUGAUCGGCAGUAUGCUGGUUUACAAUUAAUUCGUGAAGAAGUUAUUGAUAUGUGUAAAGGCUUACCCUUGGCAGCUAGUAUUCUUGGUGGGCUUAUACGCUUUAAGUGGAGUGAUGAAUGGGAAUGUAUAUUGAACACUAAAAUAUGGGAUUUGACAGAGGAUAGUGAAAUUCUUCCUGUGCUAAAGUUAAGCUACCAACAUCUUCCUUUAUGGUUACAAAGAUGUUUUGUUUAUUGCGCAAUUUUACCUGAUGAUUAUGAAUUUGAAGAAAAGGAACUUGUUCUUCUAUGGAUAGCAGAGUGUCUAAUUGGCGGACAACCAGAGGAUGAGCUAAUGAUAUGUGAGCAGUUGGAAGAUAGAGGCAGUAAGAUUUUCCAAGAUCUAUUGGAAAGAUCUCUUCUUGAACAUUCAAGUAGUCAUGCUUUUAAAUAUAGAAUGCAUGACCUUGUCAAAACUAUGGCCCGAUGGAUUCAUGAAGAAACAGUAUAUUCCAGAUCUGAAGAUGUGCCGGGGGUCAAUGAGCAACCAGAGUGUGAUAAGAAAAAUAAAUUUGGACUAUUCUAUGAUGUUGACAACUUACGGACAUUUAUGCCAAGACUCCUAUGUAAUGAUGACAGUCAUCGUAUUACUGAUAUGCUUCUCUCAGAUUUGCUGCCAAAGUUCAAAAAGUUAAGGGUGCUAUCUUUGGAGAAGCACAAUAUUACGAAGUUACCCAAUUCAGUUGAAGGUUUGAGAUAUUUAAGAUAUGUCAACCUCUCGAGCACUAUGAUCAGAACAUUACCUGAUUCAAUAUGUUCACUAUUCAUCUUGCAAAUUUUGCUGUUAAGGGAUUGCUCUCAUCUGGUAGAGUUGCCUUCCAAUUUGAGGAAACUGGUUAAUUUAUGGCAUUUUGAUGUUACUGGUGUCAAUUUACUUAGAGAAAUGCCAUCAGGAAUGAAAGAAUUGACAUGUCUUAAAACAUUACUCAAUUUUAUUCUAGGCAAAGGUGUAGGCUCUUAUUUGAAGGAUUUGGAAAACUUAAAGUUUCUUCGUGAACUAUACAUUUCAAGAAUACAUAAUGUAAAAGAUACACAGGACUCCGUAUUAAUUGAUAAGAAGGAUCUGAAAGUGCUGGUAUUAGAGUGGGAUUCUCAGUUGGAUGACACACGAGAUGAGUCAGUGGAAGAAAAUGUACUGGACACUCUCCAACCUCACCAAAAUCUGAAAGAACUCACAAUCAAAGGCUACGCCAGUACAAGAUUUUCAUCUUGGCUUGGAGAUUCAACAUAUUCAAACAUAGUGCUGUUAACACUAGAAAGAUGUGAAAAAUGCACAGUAUUGCCUUCACUUGGAAGUUUGGGCUCGCUUGAACAGCUCACUAUUAAAGGAAUGAUAGAAAUAAAAAGGAUAGGUUCUAAGCUUUUCGGAAAAGAUUGUUCAACUCCUUUUAAAUCACUGAAGACUCUUUGUUUUGAAGAUUUUCAAGAAUGGGAGCGCUGGGAUCCUGUUGAAGAAAAUGAGGAUGUUGAAAUAUUCCCUAGCUUGGAUGAGCUAUCCCUUGUGAAAUGCCCCAAACUCCGUGGAAAGUUACCCGAAAUUGACUAUCAUUGGUUUAAACUUAGAAUUGAGGAAUGUGGGGUGUUAGAGGUUUUGUUCACAAGACUUCCAGGGUUUUGCGAAGCAGAAAUAGAUGGACGUAAGGCCUAUCUUAUUGAAGACGCAGAGCUAGGAUACGAAGUUCAACUGGAGUUAAGGCAACUAUUGUCUAGUGAUAGCUAA